Molecule: messenger RNA, 1149 nt
Organism: Salvia hispanica
Lineage: Eukaryota; Viridiplantae; Streptophyta; Magnoliopsida; Lamiales; Lamiaceae
Source: RefSeq, a predicted model, not a curated record
GAAGUAACCUUCUGGUUAAGAAUCUCUUUUUAAAGAAAAGAGGAAGACGGUGAGACGGGAGCUAUCUUCAUUUUAUUGAUUUUAGUGCUCCCCUCUCGCAAUGGAACAGUGCGUUGCAGAUCUUGCUGAUAUGCAAGAAGAAGAAGAAUUUCCAGACGAAUUCCAGUGUUGCGUUUGCCUGGAUAUCAUGUACAAGCCUGUGGUUUUAGCUUGCGGUCAUAUUUCUUGCUUUUGGUGUACAUUUAAAGCCAUGUGCAAUUCCAUGCAGUCUCAUUGUCCCAUUUGUCGCAACCCGUAUAAUCAUUUUCCUAGAAGCUGUGGAUUGUUGCAUUUUUUACUCCUCAAGUUAUAUCCAUCGCCCUACAAAAGCAGGGCAAAACAAGUUGCAGGUUUGAACUUCUUGUAUUUAAUUUGUGAUAAGUUACUCUUGAGUCAUUUCAUGAGAUAUGCUGUCCAGUUAGAUUGCAAGGGGAAAUGGGAACUUUUUGUCAUUGACAUGCUCGAAUCGGCCAAUAAUGUUUUUUCCUUGUUCAGUCCAGUUUAUUGGAGGCUGAUUGCAUCUACUUUUUAUAUGUUUUCUGACUCUGCACAGAUAUAUCCUAUUACGGGAGUAAGAUAUAAAUGCAAAGACUGCGUGGAGAAAAUUGGUUUCGACCUUUGUGAGAGUUGUUACAAAAUUUCCGCCAAGCUUCCUGGUCGAUUUAACCAGCAGCAUACUAUGGACCACAAGUUUGAUGCUAUACAACCUAAUUUUGUUAUGGUGCUGUCAAGCUUUGGGGCUGAACUGUCUGCAGAAGAUGAUGGAUCUGGUUUUGGCUCAGAGGACGACGGUGUAGCUUAGUUUAAUACAUCGCCAAGGUGGAUGGUCCAUAAGAAUAAGCUACACCGAUACCAAAUACCUCUUGAAACGAUCGUUUAGACGAUCAGGUUAGCAAUUCUGCCAUUCCUCUUCAUGAAAGAUGACUCUGCCUGCUUGGAAUGGGAUCCUUGAAUGAUAUUUUAUGUGUGGAUAUUAUUUCGAUAAAUACCCUUAAAUUGUACCGAUGUGUGUGAUCUGCUCUAAGUUCUUUCUUUUGGUGUUUUCAAAUUGAACAGAUACUGUAACUUUGGUAUUAUCCGAACCAUAAACCAUUACACACCCUAAUUACA